This is a messenger RNA of Tetrapisispora phaffii CBS 4417, 462 nucleotides long. RefSeq lists its product as uncharacterized. The transcript has a single exon. The record is from RefSeq and is a predicted model, not a curated record. The coding region runs from base 1 to 462 and encodes 153 amino acids. NCBI's taxonomy places the organism in Eukaryota, Fungi, Ascomycota, Saccharomycetes, Saccharomycetales, Saccharomycetaceae.
AUGACUCCGAAGAAAGAAUGUGGGCAUAUGUUUUCUUUUCUGUUCUUUUCUUUUUUUUGCCCGUUUCCACUCGAAGAUUAUGGAUGUUCUCGAGGAUUUCGAAAACGAAAAACAAUGACGAAUCCGAAGAUGGAAUUAGCGACACGUCGGGAUUCAAUUCGCAGAGCAACUGGGAGGGGUGUAAUAUUAUUUAUUAUACGGAGGGAACAGAUGGACAGAGAAGGCAACCGCGCUAUUCUUGAUGUCUGUUUUAUGUAUUCCACCCCUAAUUGUCCUGUUGUGGAGAUAAUUCAGUUUGGCACUAAACGUACAGAAGCAGCAGAACCUCACUCAUUGAUUGAGAGACGUGCACGCAAUAUCGAUUGCUAUAUGAUGUACCUUUGGCGAUCGUUAACCCCGACGGUCUUACCCAGUGUGGCAGAGGGGGAAGGUGGGGUAUUGUCCUGGCGACGGUCACGUUAA